GAACAAAAGACCCCAAAUCUAAUCUGCAUACUCAAGUUGGCUCGACAGUAACCACAACCACAAGCUCACCUGGCCCACCACCCUUCACCCUCCUCCUUAUGUUUCCCUCCUACCAUUUUCUAGUUGUGCCACAAACAACCUUCUAAUCUCUUGAAGAAAAUGGCAACACAAGCAUUGGUAUCAUCAUCACUUACCUCCUCAGUGGAGUCUGCUAGACAAAUCCUUGGAGCAAGGUCACUUCACACACCUUCAAGAAAGGUUUCUUUUGUUGUCAAAGCUGCUUCCACCCCUCCUGUUAAGCAAGGAGCAAACAGACAGCUGUGGUUUGCAUCAAAGCAGUCUCUUUCUUACCUUGAUGGAAGUCUUCCAGGUGACUUCGGAUUCGACCCACUUGGUCUUUCAGACCCAGAAGGGACCGGUGGAUUCAUUGAACCCAAAUGGCUAGCUUACGGAGAGGUCAUCAACGGACGGUUCGCCAUGUUAGGCGCAGCCGGAGCCAUAGCACCCGAGAUUCUAGGCAAGCUCGGGCUCAUCCCAGCGGAAACCGCCCUCCCCUGGUUCAAGACCGGUGUCAUCCCCCCAGCAGGCACAUACGACUAUUGGGCCGACCCAUUUACCCUAUUUGUCCUAGAAAUGGCACUAAUGGGCUUUGCAGAACACAGAAGACUCCAAGAUUGGUACAACCCAGGGUCAAUGGGAAAACAAUACUUUUUGGGCUUGGAGAAAGGGUUUUCCGGGUCGGGUGACCCAGCAUACCCGGGUGGCCCGUUCUUUAACCCAUUAGGGUUUGGUAAAGAUGAGAAAUCAAUGAAGGAAUUGAAGCUAAAAGAAAUCAAGAAUGGUAGAUUGGCUAUGUUGGCCAUUUUGGGCUACUUCAUUCAGGGUUUGGUGACUGGGGUUGGGCCUUACCAGAACCUUCUGGACCAUUUGGCUGACCCGGUCAACAACAAUGUCUUGACCAGCCUUAAGUUCCAUUAGAGAGUUUUAUCUUUGUUCCAUUAUAUGAUGUCAUGUGCAGAAUUUCUUUGAGAUACUAUUAUUAAUUUGUGACAAAAUUAAUGAUAUGUUACACUUACGGACCCAAAA
Molecule: messenger RNA, 1086 nt
Organism: Helianthus annuus (common sunflower)
Lineage: Eukaryota; Viridiplantae; Streptophyta; Magnoliopsida; Asterales; Asteraceae
Product: photosystem I chlorophyll a/b-binding protein 3-1, chloroplastic
Exons: 3
Coding region: 160-978 (272 amino acids)
Biological process (GO): response to light stimulus; photosynthesis, light harvesting in photosystem I
Cellular component (GO): chloroplast thylakoid membrane; plastoglobule
Source: RefSeq, a predicted model, not a curated record